AUGUUUCUCAGCUCCCUUACAUCUGGUCCUUACCGUAAUCUGUGCAAGAAGACAUUUAUCGCCUGUCGACCUAUUUACCACUGGGUGUACGACAUGGCAAAAUACUGGGGCGAUGGCGUCAAAUCACCAAGGGAACCUCUCCCUGAUGACGCUGAUUACGAUCACGAACGAGUUAUAAAUGACAUCAAAAAGGUAAGCUUUAAAUUUAAAAAGUAUAAGAUUGAAAAUUUUAAUACUCAUAAAUGGGGACUACGGUCAGUUUGGUUGCGGAACCUUGUUCCAUCAUUCCAUCAUACAAAUUGUAGCCGAUGAGCAAGCUCUCCCGGAGGGACGCAAUGGCGCAGGGGCCCUCAACGGCUGUUUUCUGUAAAAUAUCUGUUCGGAGAAGCAAAAUUGCCUAGAAUUUUCUAUAGCGUGAGGAAGGCUAAAACUUCUAGAUGACCUUUCUAUUCUAUAUUGUACAAUUUUCGUAGCAUAUCUUAUAAAUUCUCUACGAUUUUCUAAAGUUUAAAUUUUUGCAUUCCAGUCCCCAAGUUAGCCUACUUUCCGAAGAAAAAGGAAACCUUAAAUCUUCGGAUUCGAAAAUUCGAUGGACAGAGGAAUCAGAAAAAUUGUCACUUUCGUAAAACCUAAAAUUGCAUCUAAAAUUUUCGGGCAAUUAAUACUGAGGCCCUUGUAAUUUCGAAAAGACUUGAGUUGCCUCUCUUAGGACAACCGAACGGCUACAAAUUUUAUAGCGGCGCCGCUUAUAAUGCAUUUUUAAAGAUCUGAAAGUACUCCGGAUAGUCUAAAAAGUGUUUUAAUGCAUUUAGGAGGAAACUGUCAUUGUUUGCCCCUGUUUGCGGCUGCAUGGGCUUUCCCCCCGAAAAAUCUUAAAGAUCUAAAUUGACCGGCAAUGAGAAACCCUGGCCGUACCUGUUGCAGGGGAUAGCCAGAACACGAUGCAAAUGGAGGACCUAAUAAUUUUUUAGUUGGUAUAGUCCUAUAUUCCUCUCAUUAUACCUCUCUUUACCGCUUUACAUCGCCUCAUUCAACGACCUAUAAACUUGUUUGUUUUGCAGACUUUGUUUAACCCGGAAAUAACUGAAAAGAGUGUAUUGAUGAUGAACAUGGGAAUCCAUUUUGCUGCUGCGGUGAAUUUUACUAAUUACCAGCGAGUUAUCGAACAGUUAAUACGCCUGCUGAAGGAUGACGGCGAAAACAAACCUGCCAAAUAUAUCAGCAACUCUUUUAAGGGGAGGUUUUUAUGGAAAACGUCAACUGCCAUUCACAGGGAAAGAUUUCCAAAUCCACAUAAAGAUGUCCGUCGGUUCAUGACUUUUUCACGCGUUAAGUUGUUCAAUGCCUAUGCCCUUUCAGCCAUGUGUCGUGCUGGUAUUGACGUCAUAGACGUUCAUCCAAUCAGCGAAGCUUAUCCUGCUGGAACUGUGUCGCAGACCGAUCCUGUGCAUUAUGCUGAUAAUGUGUUUAGGGAUGUCGAGGGAUUGCUUUUUAAGAUGUUUAGUCCGUAA
This is a messenger RNA of Porites lobata, 1511 nucleotides long. Lineage: Eukaryota; Metazoa; Cnidaria; Anthozoa; Scleractinia; Poritidae. The record is from the annotation of a GenBank genome assembly.